Messenger RNA from Ambispora gerdemannii, 1659 nucleotides. The record is from the annotation of a GenBank genome assembly. Lineage: Eukaryota; Fungi; Glomeromycota; Glomeromycetes; Archaeosporales; Ambisporaceae.
AUGCGCAUACCGGAUAUUCCAGAACAAGAAAGAAAUGAUCAAGAUGUAGAUACAGACGAGGGAAACUCUAUUAGUGAACUACAGGCAGCAAGCAUUGACAAUCAACCUUUAAUAAAAGCUAUUCUCCUACAUUCUCUCCCUUUAAUGGUUAAUAAUGUAGUCGUAGCAAUCAACCAAUUUGGUAGCGCUAUCAUUAUAUCAAGUAUGGGAAGUGACGUGAUUGCCGCAAGCGCUUAUGUUAGUGCAGUAAGUAGCGUCUUGAUUUUUCCAGCUGAAAUGAUUUUACACGCGUUGCAACCUAUUCUUGGUAGCAAAGUUGAACAUCCAAAAGAAACGGGAAGCAUCGUGAAAGAAACUAUAGUUUUUGGCAUGAUCUUAAGUUUUCCGCUGAUGGUCGCCCUGCUUUUUACCGAGCCUGUUCUGGUUUUAUUUGGACAAAAUCCAAAACUUGCGAAAAUUGCGGGAGAUUAUUUUUUGUUUGAUAUAUUUCGACUUCCAGCCUCAAUGACUAUCCAAACUCUGCUGCAAUUUUUUAUAGCCUCUAAAAGAGAACGCUUAUUGGUGCCAGUAAGUAUGGUUAGAACAGGAGCUGACUUAUCGGUAAGCUAUUUACUUAUAAAUGCUGCCAAGCUAGAUACCCUGGGUUGGAGAAUUUCUACGGUCGUUCAUCAAUGGAUUAGUUUGGGGAUUAUUCUAACCUACACUAAACUUGAUAAAAGCUUCAAAGAAUAUGAUUUAUUUCAUUUAAAUUCCAAUGGUGCGAAUCUAACAGAUGGCUUGAUAAGUAUGUGGCGUACCUUUAAAGACAUCAUAAGGAUAGGUUUACCAAUAGGGAUCCAACUCUGUUUUGAAUUGGCUGCCAGAUUUAUAAAUCCGCUUAUGUUAGGCCAUAAAUCAAGUUCUGCACUUACCGCCUAUCAUAUAACUUCCCAAUACACCCAUGCAUUUACCCUGUUGAUAAGCUCGCUUUCCACCACAAGCUGUGUAUUGAUUUCGCAAGCUUUAGGCAAAGGCUUCUAUUCGGAUCCUAAACGUAUUGGUUUGUUGGCUACAGGAAUAGGGGCAUUUAUUUCGUUUUUUCCAUUUCCGGUUUUCUGUACGAUGCCAAGGCUGCUUGCUUCAUUUCUCUUAAAAAAAGACAGCGAUGAUUAUGAGGAAAUACAAGCAUACAGCAGAUUCAUGUUCCCAAUUGUCGGUCUAGGCAUGAUAGGAUUGUCAUUGAAAUACAUUUCUACAGGUUCUCUCAGGGGUUAUGGGAAAACUUCUUUACCCAUGAUGGCUGAUUUUCUGGGCUCGCUUGUAGUUGGAGUGGGGUUAAGUGUUCUGUUGGGAUUUGUUUUGAAUCGGAAUGCGCUGGGUAUCGCUAUAGGUGAAAUGGUUGGCGUAUUCAUAGCAGCAACGAUUAUAUUUAGAAACUUUAUCCGAACAAGUACGCUUGAGCGAGGAUAUGAUUACUUGGAAGAUAAUGAACUAGAUCAUACCUCGCCUUCGGGACAGCAGCAAAGCAAUUCCCCUAUUAAUUUACUGUCAAGGCCGAAUCCUCCAAACAGCUUUGGCAACUCUUCAAAAAUCAGUCCAAGAUCGUCGUCAUCAAGAAGAGGUAGCUUGGAAGAACAACAACUUUUAGAAAGAGCUGAUACGAAUGUCCAGCAUCCAUAA